Cryptococcus wingfieldii CBS 7118 is the source of this 225-nucleotide messenger RNA. Its product is annotated as ubiquinol-cytochrome c reductase subunit 10. Gene Ontology annotation, biological process: mitochondrial electron transport, ubiquinol to cytochrome c. The record is from RefSeq and is a predicted model, not a curated record. NCBI's taxonomy places the organism in Eukaryota, Fungi, Basidiomycota, Tremellomycetes, Tremellales, Cryptococcaceae. The transcript is spliced from 5 exons. The coding region runs from base 1 to 225 and encodes 74 amino acids.
AUGCCCGCUUUCGCCCGAAGGUCUCAAAUUGCUUUCGCCGGUCUUUCUGCCGAGCGUCUGAGCAAGUGGGGUCCCAGCCUUGUCUUCUGGGGUGUCGGUGCCGGCUCGUUCGUCAGCUUGCUCCUCUCCGAAGUUCCUCUUUUCCAGAAGGACAUUCUCCGAAAGGUCCCCGUUGUCGGUCAAUAUUGGGUUGACACCGUCCCCGACAGCGACAAGCCUUUCUAG